AUGUGGGCUCCAACAAAAGCCAGUUCAGCCACCAACGGCGUGAAAAAGUCACUAGCUCCCUACGAGUUUGACCCUUCUGACCCCUACAACUUCUCGCGGCGGGCUGUUGACCAGCUGCGCCCCAUGAAGGUCAUUGUCCUAGGUGGUGGAAUGUCGGGCAUCAUUACAGGAAUCUUCUUUCCUCGAGAAAUUGAAAACCUUGAGCUCACGAUCUAUGACAAAAAUCCAGACCUCGGGGGGACCUGGUUUGAAUCCAGAGGCCCAUUCGACAGAUACCCCGGUGUGGCAUGCGACGUGCCAUCUCAUGCCUAUCAAUUUACAUUCGAAAGCAACCCCAAGUGGAGCCGGUACUGGGCCAGUGGGCCCGAAAUCCAGGAGUAUCUCAAAUCCGUUGCUAAGAAAUACGGCGCGGAUAAGUACAUGAAAUUCAACCAUACAGCUGAGAAGGCUGAGUGGGAUGAGGCAAAGGGCAAAUGGACGGUAACAUUUACCAAAACUGACACCAAUGAGGCUGACUCUUUGCCUUCAUUCCAGGUCGUUACAGACACCGCCGAUGCUGUAGUGCAGGCCGUGGGUGCACUGAACAAGUGGAAGAUGCCCGAUAUUAAAGGACUCGACAAGUUCAAAGGCAAGCUGAUGCACUCUGCCCACUACGAUACCAGCUUUGAUGCGACAGGAAAGAGAGUGGCUUUGAUCGGUGGUGGUUCUAGUGGGAUCCAGAUCCUUCCCCAGCUCCAGGCCGUAGCUGCACGCGUGGACCACUACAUGAAAGGGAAAACCUGGAUUCCGCCAUUCGGCCUUGGGGCGGCUGGUGUACUGAACCGUAAUGGAGACCCGAAUACUCCACAAGAGGAACUCGACCAAUGGAGAGAUCCCGAGAGGUACCUCGAAUACCGACGCAAGAUCGAAAGCAGCCUACACGAAGCUUCAGAUGUGCUUUGGAAAGACACUCCGAGUGCCAUUGGUUUCCAAAAGAUGUGCGAGGACCACAUGCGUGCCAAGCUAGCCAAGAAACCCGAGAUUUUCGAGGCCCUGUGCCCGACAUUCGCUCCAGCCUGCCGUCGCCUGACUCCAGGUCCUGGGUACCUCGAGGCAUUGGUCGAGGACAACGUAGAAUUCAUCCCGACCCAGAUACAAGAAUUUGUGGAAGAUGGAAUCAUCACUGAGGAUGGGAAGAAACGAGAGGUCGAUGCGAUUAUCUGUGCAACUGGCUUUGCUGGGUAUAAGCAACACUUUCCAGUUAUCGGAAAGAACGGGAUCAAUCUCCAAGAUCAGUGGGAGAACAACAUUCCCGAGUCUUAUGUAGGGAUUGUGCCAGAGAACAUGCCAAAUUUCUUCGUCAUGCUAGGUCCAAAUGGCGGGCCAGGGGUUGGCUCCACGGUACCCUUCUUGGAGAGCGUGGCCAAGUAUGCCAUUAUGUGCAUACAAAAGUUACAACGAGAAUGGUACAAAUCUAUGACGGUGAAGGCCGCCGUAAUCAAGGAUUUCGGUGAAUAUACCGAUGAGUACCUUGAACCAACAGUCUUCAACUCAAGUUGCAGGUCCUGGUGGCGACACAAAGGCGACGGGCGCAUCCUCGCGCUUUGGCCGGGCAGCGCUCUUCAUGGCAUCUACGUUUGGUCUCACCCCCGUUGGGAGGACUACGAAUAUGUUCUGAAGGAUGAGCUUAAAGGCCCACCCGUAAGGGCUGGCGGCCCCUAG
This is a messenger RNA of Thyridium curvatum, 1701 nucleotides long. RefSeq lists its product as uncharacterized. Gene Ontology annotation, molecular function: flavin adenine dinucleotide binding; NADP binding; N,N-dimethylaniline monooxygenase activity. The coding region runs from base 1 to 1701 and encodes 566 amino acids. The record is from RefSeq and is a predicted model, not a curated record. The transcript has 9 exons. NCBI's taxonomy places the organism in Eukaryota, Fungi, Ascomycota, Sordariomycetes, Thyridiales, Thyridiaceae.